GCGGAGGCCGCCGUUGGGAGUUUGUCUGCUUUGGCUGGUGGCGGGGCGAAUACACGGACGAUGCCCAUCCUGCAUUUGCACUCCAUGCUUGAACUGCUGCCUUUCCUGCUGCUGUUGCUGCUGUUCUUGGCUCUGGGCUUUUUCCUGAUCUAUCUCCAGAGACCCGAAGCAGAAACCAAAAAGAAUUAGGGGUGGGGGCGCGUGGGCGGGCUCCCGGUCUCUCCCACGUAAAGAUGCAGCAGGCACUCCAGUCCUGAAAGUUGGAGGCGUUUUUAAAAACAAUAAUCAAAGCAGUUCCCACCAAUUCAGCUGCCUCCCUGACCUAACAACCAUUGAAGGAGAGAAAGAGAUGGGAGACACCAGCAAAGAAGACUAUAAAAUUCACUCGUUUGAUACAGAAAUCCAGCAGUUACUGAAAACAGCCCUCAAAGACCCCAGCAGCGUGGAUCUGGAGAAAGUGGCCAAUGUAAUUGUGGACCAGUCCCUCAAAGACUGUGUGUUCAGCAAAGAGGCCGGGCGCAUCUGCUACACCAUCAUCCAGGCGGAGAGCAAACAGGUGGGCCAGAGCGUCUUCCGGCGAGGCCUCCUGAACCGACUGCAGCAGGAGUAUAAGGACCGUGACGAACUGCGGGCUCAGUCCCUCCAGGCAUGGAUCUGCUUCGUCACCUUUAUCUGCAACAUCUUUGACUACCUGAGGGUCAACAACAUGCCCAUGAUGGCACUGGUGAACCCAGUUUAUGAUUGCCUCUUCCGACUGGCACAGCCGGACAGCCUGAGGAAAGAGGAAGAGGUGGACUGCCUGGUGCUGCAGCUGCACCGCAUUGGCGAACAGCUGGAGAAGAUGAACACCCAGCGGAUGGAUGAGCUCUUUUCCCUCCUGCGAGACGGCUUCCUUCUGCAGGAGGGCGUCAGCUCCCUCUCUCAGCUGCUGCUGCUGGAGAUCAUUGAGUUCCGGGCCGCUGACUGGAAAAUGACAGAUGCGGCACAGAAGUACUAUUACAGCGAGGUCACCGACUGAACGGCGGUGUGAAGCCAACAUACUGUUCCAAAGCCUCAGACCACAGCAGAAUUAUUCCCUGGAGAACAUGUAACUACAAACGGAUUUUGUAACUUUUUUACAAUAGCUCCUCUGAACUACAGUAUUGUACAUUUCUGUUAAAAAGGUUGGUUCUCUUUGGGAUUUUUUUUAAAUAAACAUUUUACACAUCCA
Molecule: messenger RNA, 1210 nt
Organism: Elgaria multicarinata webbii
Lineage: Eukaryota; Metazoa; Chordata; Lepidosauria; Squamata; Anguidae
Gene: MIF4GD
Product: MIF4G domain containing
Exons: 7
Coding region: 350-1018 (222 amino acids)
Biological process (GO): regulation of translational initiation
Cellular component (GO): cytosol
Molecular function (GO): translation activator activity; RNA binding; protein binding
Source: RefSeq, a predicted model, not a curated record